Coniophora puteana RWD-64-598 SS2 is the source of this 1924-nucleotide messenger RNA. RefSeq lists its product as uncharacterized. The record is from RefSeq and is a predicted model, not a curated record. The coding region runs from base 32 to 1258 and encodes 408 amino acids. The transcript is spliced from 6 exons. Lineage: Eukaryota; Fungi; Basidiomycota; Agaricomycetes; Boletales; Coniophoraceae.
GCUUUCCUCUUCCUAGAUCCUGACUCGAACCAUGGAUUUCUCACGAGCAGACGCAUCCUCAGAGGUACCUCCGCAGUAUACACCUUCCACACCUUCGCCGAAGUACUCUUCGACGCCUCUUCCGGGCGAAGAGCAGGUCGCGACCAGCCAACGCGUACCGACACCCACUCGCACGGGGUCUUUCAGACGCAUCACCGACAAAGUUACCGUCGUCCUGAGGGACCAACUACCGGGCAGCGUCCAGCCCAUCUACGGACGACACGGCUUCAUAUGCGGGUAUCUCGUGCUACAUGACAUCACCGACCUCGUCGAGGUGUCUAUCAAGCUUGUAGGCAUCAAGAGUCUCGGCAUCACCGCCUUUGGAACAGCUGUAAAGUCAAUCUUCCUCGAGGAGUCGUACACGAUGUGGACAGCGAGUUCGGCGGAGCCGUGUCCGGACACGAUCCCCUUCGCACUGGUCUGGCCUCCGACGUUCUCGGAUGCGGGUCAGACGCGUCCCAUACCUCCCUCGUACAAAUGCGAGGGGCUGUCCUCGUCACUCUCAUACGAGUUCACCGUCACCCUGUCCAAACGCAAGCAACUUUUGGGAUUUCUGAAACCCAUGGACAGCGUGUCGAUCCCGCUCACGUAUCUCCCGCGUAUACGCCCGCCAGCACCGAUGAUACCCAGCGAGCUCCCGUUCAUGUCGACGGUGAAGAGCUCACCUGAAGAGUGGCACCAGAUCAUGUGUAGUAUGCAAUCCGUCUAUAGCUCCGACUUGGCUGCUAUACAGUGCUGUCUCUUUAUCCCUGCAGUCCAAAUCUUCGCCCUGUCGGACGCUAUCCCCUUUCACAUACAGUUCCACGGACCCGAGGCCUCUCUGCGCUAUCUGAGGGGUAGCGACGGCUUGUUGGAAGGUGGAGAAAUUCAAAUCUGCGUAUCCCUGAAGCGCAGGACGAUGACGAAGGUGCUCGACAGCAAAGCCCAGCACACUCGCGUCAUCGGCGAGGGGAGGAUUGCUACGGUCAAAUCCCGCAGCCAAUCCCGAUUGGACGGAUCACACGCGCUCGACUGCGACGGUGAACUCACGAUCGACCACUCUUCCGAGGUCCCUAUUAGGGCGCCCAGCUUCUCGAUCUCUGAUGUUGCCGUUCGAGACUUGAUCGUACUCGAGCUCAAACCUCUGCAGCCGCUCAAAUCGCCGUUCAUCGAGAUGAUACAAGAGCAUCCUAUACGCCUGGUGACAGAUCCGUGGACCGAGGAGCCUCACCCGGCGUAGUGCAUACGCACCGCGAUUUUUCGACUCAUCACCCAACAGCGGUGGCACCCGCGUUAUGCUUUUCACCCCUGUCAACCUCGUUGCUCAAACUUCGAAGCGCCGCAAUCGAGGGGUUCAUCAGUGGCAACACCGCCAUCACCCAAAGAUGUGUCCUGCCGAACCGAGAGGUAUUUAUAGGCCAUUGGAUCUUGCCACUGAGCGCCGGAUGAAUCACAGCAAAGUUGUGUAAUAUUUCUGUCACCUUUUACAGGUCACUGUGUCUUGUAGACUCGCGUUGCCCAGUUAUUGCGAUCAUACUUGUUUACGACAAGGGGUUUGGCUUAUACUGUUCCCAUGUAAUCGCGUCUAUUGAGAGCCUUUGGCUCCCUUUCUUUUUUAGCCAGUUCAUGCUGUUCCCAUACACGCUGCUUCCAUAUGACGAGUCCGUAGAUUCAUUCACGGACUGGCCCACGUGUCUGACACACCUGCGGUAUUUUACUUACCGUAGUUAUUCCCUCAGACGAAUGUAUUGUAAUUCUCGCGGACCCAUGUGCAUGGCCGUGCGGGUCCUCUCCUAAGAUAUCAACAUCGUUACAAUUUUCCCACGCGCCGAACAUGUUAUUUUGGCCCCCACGUUUGUACACCAUGCUUCUUCAGUUUCAGCAACAAUGAGAAAGUACCCACCUC